AUGAAUUACCUCAAUUAUAACAGAUAUGAACAAAAGUCGGAACAGAAUGCAAACACAAAUUUGGAUCAAGACCUAACUAAUUCAAGACAGCAAAAAUAUGCCAAAAGCGAGCCAGAGAUCAAGCAAUGGAUUUUCAAUGUUUUAUCAAUUCCUCAACUGACCAUUGAUGUGUAUGCAAGCCGUAGUCUAGAUCUUAUGGAUAUCUUAAGGGAUGGUGAAUUACUAUGUAAAUUAGGCAACCUCUUGGAAAUUUCAAACAAUCCUUGUUCUAAGUAUAAGAGUUCCAAAAUGCCGUUUAUGCAAAUGGAGAAUAUUUCGUUUUUUUUGAAAGCAUGUGAAAUCAUCGGAAUAUCCCAUGAUGAAAUCUUUCAAACUAUAGAUCUUUACGAACGUAAGGACCCCUAUCAAAUAAUAAUUACUUUAAUUUCAUUUUCAAGACGAGCAAAUGAAAUUAAUUCUACAAAAUUUCCUAAUGUAAUUGGGCCCAAAAUAGUCAAAGUAAAGCCAACUGUACCUAAGAAACCUAUCAAUCUUUCAACUAAACAACUGGUAUAG
Debaryomyces fabryi is the source of this 555-nucleotide messenger RNA. It is a transcript of the gene SCP1, whose product is annotated as Scp1p. The transcript has a single exon. The coding region runs from base 1 to 555 and encodes 184 amino acids. Gene Ontology annotation, molecular function: protein binding. NCBI's taxonomy places the organism in Eukaryota, Fungi, Ascomycota, Pichiomycetes, Serinales, Debaryomycetaceae. The record is from RefSeq and is a predicted model, not a curated record.